AUGUAUUUCCUUGGGCUUCUGGUGGCCCUAUCGCAAGUCCUAUGCUGUUGGGCAAUUGACACUCGAAUAUUGGAAGUGGAUUUGAUCCUACCGCGAAAUGACACCUAUCCACCUUCGCCAAUCUUCCCGAUUAUAUUCGCUGUUCAAAACCCGAGUCUCGCGAAAAGCUUCCAACCUAUGAUUACCUUGCAGGUUGAGCAGGUUGACGGAAACUUCAGUACUACCGAUACUUUCAAACUAUGGGAGUCAUCAAAUGAUACUAGCAACACCCGCUUUCUGACUUGGGGUACCUCGAAGUUUGACUUUGAAGGAAAUUUCCGGUUUACCUGGGACCUCAGCAUGGAUCGAUGCUCUCUUGACAAAGAGACAGACGAAGUGAAUUUCGGAAGAUUUAGUGAAUUCCAAUCUCUCUAUUUCACCACCAAGAAUGGCACCUCAUCGGCGGAUUUCGUCGCUGCAACAGACGAUGAUACUUGCGACAAAGCGUUAGCGCAGGCUAUCAAUUACGCGGAUGUUUCUAAGCUCCCAGCAACAGAAAGUACCUACGGACCCUCCUGUCUAGUAGAACCGACUACGCUGCCCAAGACUACCAAUCCCUGCAAUGCCAAGAUUAACUCAUCAGCCGCAGCAAGUAUGUCUGCAGCCAUGACAUCUAUUGCAUGUGCUCGAGAUCGACCUGGGGUAACUUGCCCAACUCCGUCGUCUAGGAAUGCAGCCUCUAAGACGCAUUUGAAGAUGGGUGGCGCAUGGAUUCUGGCGACGGCUUCCCUGCUCACUUACUGUCUCGCAUGA
Messenger RNA from Penicillium verrucosum, 792 nucleotides. RefSeq lists its product as uncharacterized. Lineage: Eukaryota; Fungi; Ascomycota; Eurotiomycetes; Eurotiales; Aspergillaceae. The coding region runs from base 1 to 792 and encodes 263 amino acids. The transcript has a single exon. The record is from RefSeq and is a predicted model, not a curated record.